Molecule: messenger RNA, 2056 nt
Organism: Schizosaccharomyces octosporus yFS286
Lineage: Eukaryota; Fungi; Ascomycota; Schizosaccharomycetes; Schizosaccharomycetales; Schizosaccharomycetaceae
Product: Clp1-interacting protein Nsk1
Exons: 1
Coding region: 335-1615 (426 amino acids)
Source: RefSeq, a predicted model, not a curated record
AAUAACUUCAUAUUUCCCCAAAAUAGUUUCCUUUUAACUAUAGAAUUUCAAUCAUUAGACUUCUUUGAAGCUAUAUAUCUUAAGAAUAACUACUAUUGAAUAGGCUGCCAUACAAGUUCUUGGGUUUGUCCUUAUUGCAGGCAUUUUUCCUUCGUCUAUUCAUAGCUUUCAAAGCUCUCUCAAAAGAGCUUGAAAAUAUAAGAAUAGAAAGCUAUCAUAGAAGCAGGCCUUUCCCGUUUUCUUCCCUCCGACUUGACUGUCUCAAGGUUGUUUCCCAUUCUUUUAUCCAGUUUUCUUCAGUUGUUCAGUCAUUUUCUUUUUCUAACGAAAAAAUAUGUCGGUUCCUUCUCGCUUUUCGAUAACAGACAUAACACCUUUCCUAACUCUCCCAUCCGUUCCGUUGUCCUCCGUACCUUCCAGUCGAACAUCAUUCCAUAGUAGUUUGGCUUCUUCUCCUCUUCGAAUUUUAUCCCCCUUUAAACCGCCAUCCUCUUCCCUUCCACGAGUAGCUAGUCCGACCAAAAUAACGUCCCCAACCACGAUGAGUUCUCUUCAGGAAAAAACUUCGACCCCUAUAAGAAAGGUAGACCUUGCUAAUGAUGACUCUCCCUCUCCGAAGACCUUUGGCUCAACGAAAACUUUUGUUAAUGAGCAGAAGUCAACAUCUUCUCCUAAAGUAUCUUCUAAUCCAUCAUUGACUUCGACGCCACCUGGAAUCCUCGAACAAGACCAUUUUUUCUCGGCUCGUUCAAAACGGAAAAAUAAUCUCUUUUUUGUCGAUGAAAAUGGUUCCAGUCGUGUCGUUCUUGGUACCCCUUCGCGCGUUCCAAGUCCUACCAAAACAGGGUCUAUGCUUAAUUCUCCACCUUCAAGAGUGGAAUUAACUGGCUCUCCAAAAUCUAGCGUAUCCUCAAUUCGCUCUUCACCUUUACGAUCUCCAAUUCGUUCUUCUGUACGCACGCCGUUAUCACCACCUUCUAGAAAAAGAUUACGUGCCAAGAAUGAGCCCAUUUCUCCUACCCCUGCUUCACCCAGUCCUCCACCAAAACUUCCUUCUAUCUUGGGUAGGCCGAGGCGAUUAGCCGCUAUGGAAGCUAGUCCUGCCAUUCGAAAAGCUUUGAUUUCUUCAAGGCAGACGAAGCCGGUUUCGGAGGAUCCCGUGAAGAAGAAUACGGAUUCCGAAACGAAUGAGAAACCAAGUCCUUACAAGAAUAAAAACGACAAGGAUCCUUCGGGUGAUAAAUAUAUAGAAAAGCCUUUACAAGAAAGAAAUGUCGAAACCGUGGGCAUGUCUGGCAAGUUUACAAAUCUGCUACGAGAUGUCCAAUUCAAAGAAAAACCAACUGGUGUACCUGAUCACCAUCGAGACUCAUUGUCAAAAAGGAAACAUUUACGGCAGACGAAAAGCGCUCAACUUUCUCCGAGACAGAUCGCUUCUGCUGAUAGUAAACCAGUCAACACGGAUACAAAAAAAUAUCCUCCCAAUCCAAAGCGAAAAGUCAAAUGGUCCAAGAAAUUGGUGCAAGGAAGCAGUGAUACAGAACCGACAUCUCCAUCUCGCCCGUCAAAGGUAGAACCUUCUAAAAGUUGCCUUGCCUCUAAAUUAAGAGAGUAAUAGCAUUCUCACGGGGGUUUUGGUGUUCAUAUGGUCGUAAUAAGCAUUUGAAAUGUACAAGUUUUGUCUAUUACUGCUAACCACUGGAUUCAUAAAAUCCUAAUGAAAUUCAUAUCAAUUAUUAGUUUUGUUUUAAAGUCAACCAUUAUGAUUGGAUUAAAGAGGAUAAUUUUAGCAUGCAUUUUGUUUUCGUUCCAAUUCGUUUCGUUCAUAAGGCACCCCAAGUUUGGAACACUUUUCCUUUUAAAUUAUUCUUUUUUUACUAUUAUACCAUCAUAGCCGAAACUCUUUGAUGAAAUCAUGGUUAGGAUAUACUGGUUGGACAGAGGACUCUGAUCAAUUCCUAUCGGCGAAAUAUGUUUUAGUUUUAUUUCUACUAUAUUUUUGUUUAUUAAUAAAGUAAUAUGUGUGAGAACUACCAAAACAGCAAUUAUAUUCCGU